Messenger RNA from Hippoglossus stenolepis (Pacific halibut), 2997 nucleotides. It is a transcript of the gene pparg, whose product is annotated as peroxisome proliferator-activated receptor gamma. Gene Ontology annotation, cellular component: nucleus. The record is from RefSeq and is a predicted model, not a curated record. The transcript has 9 exons. Bases 14 to 1723 code for a protein of 569 amino acids. Lineage: Eukaryota; Metazoa; Chordata; Actinopteri; Pleuronectiformes; Pleuronectidae. Gene Ontology annotation, biological process: hormone-mediated signaling pathway; regulation of lipid metabolic process; cell differentiation. Gene Ontology annotation, molecular function: zinc ion binding; RNA polymerase II cis-regulatory region sequence-specific DNA binding; nuclear receptor activity.
GGCACCCAGUCAAAUGUCGGUCGGUAUUUGUGUCUGCGGGCCACGCGAGCACGAGCGUGACUCUGACAUGCAAACGCCAGGCGCAGAUUUUUACCAUCAGAGCGGUCACGGUAUUUUCCCAGUCGACAUGGUGGACACCCAGCAGCUCCUGGCUUGGCCUGUGGGUUUCAGUCUGAGCGCCGUGGACCUCUCGGAGCUGGACGACAGCUCCCACUCUCUCGACAUGAAGCACUUGUCCACGUUGGACUACACCUCCAUCUCCUCCGCCUCCGUCCCGUCCUCUCUGUCUCCCCAGCUCAUGUCCUCCAUCUCUUCCGUCGGCGUGGCCUAUGACCCCAGUCCGCCGCAGAGCGAAGAACACCUGACGAACAUGGAUUACACCAACAUGCACAGCUACAGGACAGAGCCGAACGUGCACAAUUCAAUCAAGAUGGAGCCAGAGUCACCACCUCAGUACUCGGACAGUCCCGUGUUUUCCAAGCUCCAGGACGACACGUCGACGGCAUCGCUAAAUAUCGAGUGCCGCGUUUGCGGUGACAAAGCCUCAGGGUUUCACUAUGGCGUCCAUGCCUGUGAGGGCUGCAAGGGUUUCUUCAGACGCACUAUCAGGUUAAAGUUGGUGUACGAUCACUGUGAUCUCCACUGUCGCAUUCACAAGAAGUCCCGCAACAAAUGCCAAUACUGUCGCUUCCAGAAGUGCCUUAAUGUCGGCAUGUCACACAACGCUAUUCGUUUUGGCCGGAUGCCUCAGGCAGAGAAGGAGAAGCUUCUGGCGGAGUUCUCGUCUGACAUGGAGCACAUGCACCCGGAGGCAGCAGAUCUGAGGGCCUUGGCCCGCCAUCUGUACGAGGCCUAUCUGAAAUACUUCCCCCUCACCAAGGCCAAGGCUAGAGCCAUCCUCUCUGGGAAGACCGGAGACAAUGCGCCUUUUGUCAUCCAUGACAUGAAGUCUCUAAUGGAAGGAGAGCAGUUCAUUAAUUGCAGGCAGAUGCCCAUCCAGGAGCAGCAGGCCUCUGUCCUCACAGCCGCACACGGAGGCCUCACAGAAGUUCACAUGGGGUCAGAUUAUAGCGUCUGGGGAAUGACGAGCAUCAGCGGACAGGAGCCACAGAACGCUUUGGAGCUACGUUUCUUCCAAAGCUGUCAGUCACGCUCUGCUGAAGCAGUGAGGGAAGUGACAGAGUUUGCCAAGAGUAUCCCAGGAUUCACUGAUCUGGAUCUAAACGAUCAGGUGACUCUGCUGAAGUAUGGUGUGAUAGAGGUCUUGAUUAUCAUGAUGUCACCUCUGAUGAACAAAGACGGGACCCUGAUCUCCUACGGACAGAUCUUCAUGACGCGGGAGUUCCUCAAGAGUCUCAGGAAACCUUUCUGUCAAAUGAUGGAACCAAAGUUCGAGUUCUCCGUUAAAUUCAACACGCUCGAGCUGGACGACAGUGACAUGGCGCUGUUUCUGGUUGUCAUUAUCCUCAGCGGGGACCGUCCAGGCCUUCUGAAUGUGAAACCCAUCGAGCAGCUUCAGGAGACCGUGCUUCAUUCCCUCGAGUUGCAGCUGAAGCUGAACCACCCGGACUCUCUGCAGCUGUUCGCCAAGCUGCUCCAGAAGAUGACCGACCUGCGGCAGAUCGUCACGGACCACGUGCACCUCAUCCAGCUGCUGAAGAAGACCGAGGUGGACAUGUGCUUACACCCGCUGCUGCAGGAGAUCAUGAAGGACUUGUAUUAGAGUUUAACUGAAGAAAAGGACAAAAAAAGUGGGAAGAAAAACAAAAGAGAAAUUUGUAUUUUAAAAAUCACAAGCUGAGAUGAAGCACUGUGUGCUCUUUGUGUGUUUAACACGACGGAGGCAGCCAGUCAGAUGGGCUGACGGAGGGAAAUUGAGAAAGGGAUGUGGGAAGAACAGGGGAUGAGAAAUCAAGGAAAGAAAGACAGAAUGUGAAUGUCAGAUCUUGUCUAGACAGCAACAUGUGAAUAACUUGCGGCACACAGUCAUUUAGCUGCUGCUGAGCCUGGAUAUUUCAUUAUGAGUAGACUGCCAACUUAAAUACAAAACUACCACCUAUUGCACCAAUCAGGAUGAGCGUCGGUUGGUAACUGAGCGAGUGGGGACUUUCUUAUUGGCAGGCUCAGGCACAGGAUCAUGAAUGUUCGACACAGCCUGUUGCGAGGGCCUUAAGGAGAAAUGUAUCACUGUGAAUAUUGUAAACCUUGCGUCACACAGUACAGUAUCUGUCAUUCAUGUGCAGCUUACAUGUUGCAUUUUAACCAUCAUAGGCAGCAGCAGUGUAUACGUGCUUCAGUACCUCUGAUGCAGGAAUGCAUCACACACACACACACACACAAACAAUGCACAGACAUUUUCUAUUUUAGCAUCAGGGUGAAGGUGCUAUCUCUUUUUGAUCAGCUCUAUCCAAAGACAUAUCAGAUUAUUGCCUGUAUUAUAUUUUAAUCUGGGUCACCUGCAGAAACUGUGAGAAAGUGUUUAGGACAACAAAGGGCACGUUGCCACUAUGAGGUCCACUCUUGAAAUAUGCAUACGCCACAUUGUGCCUUUAAAGGAGACAUAUUGUGCUUUUUCAGUUUUUCUUUCCCUGAGUCAGUUAAGUCCACGGUAAAGCCAGUUCCUCUCGUGGCCUUCUCAGCUGCCGUAGUCGCAACGUCUGCAUGCAAACCUUUUCAAGUAGUAACCCAAAUUAAAAUUAUGAAUCUGAAUAUGAGCAGAAUAUGUCUCCUAUGUUGUGAAAUGAAAGCCAUAUAGAAAUUAUCAUAUAUAUUAUACAUAUAUAAUGUAUAAUGUAUAUUCACUUGUAUUAUUUUCAUACAGUUGUGUGUCAAGCACUAUUGGCUUUAAGCCUUAGUUCUAUUUCAAAUUCUACAACUUGUUGAGUUAUAAUUUUUACAAUGAAAUGAUGUUGUAUCUCCACAAAGUGCCUUCUAUGUUAAUACAACUGAAAAAGAAAUUUGUUGUAAAUAAAAUAUUUUCUAACUUUUUAUUUGAAA